AUAAAAGAUCACGGUCAUACCUAAAUCAAGUGUUUAUAAUAAAAUCACAUUGAGAAAUUUUUCAUUUAGAUAGAACCGCUGGCAGACUGCGAGUUACAAUUCAGGUCCAUCUCUACCAUCUUUUUGUCAUCCGAGUUAGUGACAUCUAACAAAAGACCAAGGAGCUUCCGAUCUAGCAACCAUGAGGGCGCUUUUUAUUCUCAUGUCGACCGCUUUGGCGGUUUCUAUGGUAGCUAGUCAGCCUCCUUCGUACACUCCUUGGCCGGUGAUGCCCCCUGGUGAUCCGCUUGAGCCAUUCCAAAACCCAGGAGAGAUCGUUCCCAACACUGGUCUAACGAUCCCGUAUCUGAUCAACGCUGCUGGGGGCAUCUGGCAACAGGGUCGUGCCAUUGACUCCGCGGCUUAUUUUUGCAGUGAUGUCCUACCUUUCAUCGCUUCGGUAGUACCGGAAGUAGAUGACUCAAGUCUUAUUUGGGGUCCACUAUGCGAUGAUGUGAGGGAAGCGUCGAGCGACCUUGAUAACUUCGACGCAACGGGCUGGUGUAAUGGAAUAAUCGAUAUGUUCUUUGAUCCCACAAACCUGGUAUAUGGUGGAAGGGUUCGAAGGCAAUCUUCCUCAAUGGGGUACCCUGAAUCCAUGGAACUUCCUUUUAAUAUCGUUGAAAUCCUAGUCAAUAUAACCAGGGAUCUCUAUGGAAUAGAUAUCAACGUGAUCAUCGAGGAUGUAUCCAUGAUCAGAACCAUCUGCACCGCCAACAUCAAGGAUCACUUCCUGCGGCCGUCCCUUGAGGACGUCAUAACUACUUUCGGCUCUGAGCUUAUGGCUGUUCUUCUACCUCAUGCACGUCCGAUCUGUGAAGACUUUGACGGCUUCCUUCAGAGCUUAAUGGUCAACUCAUCUUCUGAGAAAACUAUCGCCCAAGAUAUCCGUGACCUAGCAGCCCAAGCGGUCGGCUUCAGCAAUGGAGAUGCCCUUUGUGAGAACAUCCUUUCAACACUCGAAGAUGGAAGCAUCCAGGCCAGACGCUCAUUCUCAGAAGCUCGGUUUUCUAGCGUUUUCAGAAUUCCAGAAAGUGCAGGUCGAUGCUCUGUGCUGCUCAAUGGUCUCAUUGAUGACGUCAUCGAACCGAUUGUCCAAUUAGGAUACCCUAGUGGUAUGAUGUUUUCAAUAACGGAUGAGAUGAUUUACAUGUACACUGGAUUUCCGGGACCGGACCCUGUGGAUAGAAUGUGUCGAGUCGUGGAAAUUGCUUUCACUACGCUGGUGGAUCUUCCUGAUUCAGUACCAAUUCAGCUCAUCCCAGAGACAAAUCUUAGUGUGGAGUUCUUCAUCAAUGCGGCAGGGGGUCUGUGGCUUCGUGAACGAACGAUUGAUUCCUUUGAUUUCGGUUGCAGAGAGAUCCUCCCCGAUCUUCUCAGGCUGGCGCCACUUUUGACCAACUAUUCUGCCUACUACGAGCCAAUCUGCAGCGAGAUUCGCGAGGCUGCAAAUGACCUCGAUGCGUUUGACGCAGAGGGGUCAUGCAACGAUUUGAAAGCCACCUUCAUGAACCUGAUUAACCAGGACGCCGGCAGAAGGAGGCGAAGGCAGGCGGAGGAUCCUACGGCUCCGAGCUUCGACAUCAUCGAAAUCCUGGAGGAUAUCCUCAGAGACGUCUACAACAUUGAUAUCUCGGACGAGUCCACCAUAUGUCCGAAUAUCGGCCAGUUCCUUGGUCCAGCCUUGCCCGACUUGGUCACGAGAUUCGUCGGAGAGCUGACCAACCCCUUACUUCCCGCGUCAAACUACUACGUGUGCUCAGACUGGACUGAAUAUCUUCCAAGUGUUGGGAUCUACACCAAUUCAUCCUAUUACCCUAUCAUCUUGGCAGCAGCAGAUAUAGGAUCCCGAAUGCUCGGAUAUGAAAAUAGGAAUGACAUCUGCACGGCUAUCCAGGAAGGUCUCACAAAUGGAGAUGAAGCUGGGAAGCGUUUCGGGAGGAAUGCCUUUGAGAGUGCCAUUGACAUCUUCACUGACGUUGACAGGUGUAUUAGGAUCGGGACGGACGCAGUUGAUGACGUCGUUGAACCCGUCGUUCGAGUCCUGCUUGAUCAUGAUGAAUUUGAAGUCACAAGAUACAUGAUGGCCCGCUACACGGGAUACAGCACCGUGCAGGAAAUCUGUAUCGCACUGGAAACAGCUUUCACUGAAUUAUUCAACAGUACUUUGACGGUGACGAUUACCGUUGAAACACUAAAUGGAGAAGAACUUCAGUUCACGGACGACCUAAACAACAGGAACUCGGCUGCCUUCAAGAGACUUGAAACAGCCUUCUGCGGAGGGGUUGUGAAUCUCAUUGAGAACGAGUCGGGUGCUCGUCGAGUGGAAUGUACAGUGACGUCGUUCAGCCCUGGAAGCGUUGUUGCUGAGUUAGACGUAAUGGUCUAUGCUACAACCCAAACCGACGCUGAUGGCAUCGCGGAAAGUGUGAGCGAGCUGUCUGCUGACGUUCUUUCGUUCGACGGAGAUUCUCUGGGCGUUUCAGAGAUCACAUCCAUGGUGACUGGAGGUGCUGGAAAGAUUCGAAGUCCGUCCAUAGGAGCAAUCGUAUUCUUUGCCUUGGGUGUGGUUACAGCGGGACUAUAGUAGAUCUGCCUUCAUCGGCGAUGACGUCAUUUCAUGUGAACGGAUAAAAAAUAUGACAGAAGAAUCGCCGUCGAUUCCAACGCAUGGACGCGCAAAUCAAUUUGAAGUUCUAUUGCUAAAGGGGAGUGAACUAUGUGUGGUCUUUCAUUGACUGUGUGUUAUAAAGACAUAGUCCUAAAAUAUACUUUAUCAGAUAUCUAAUAAUACCACAGAGAAUAAAUUUACCUAUGAUUGUAUUUGUUUUGAAACACUAAAAUAUUUUGAGAGGAAAAGUAAUUGUUUUGUUGCUUGGUAACAUAAUUGUUG
Messenger RNA from Lytechinus variegatus (green sea urchin), 2932 nucleotides. RefSeq lists its product as uncharacterized. The coding region runs from base 182 to 2626 and encodes 814 amino acids. NCBI's taxonomy places the organism in Eukaryota, Metazoa, Echinodermata, Echinoidea, Temnopleuroida, Toxopneustidae. The transcript has 8 exons. The record is from RefSeq and is a predicted model, not a curated record.